GAACAAGUGACUGCAGCCAUAGCUCUAGCUAUGGAGCAGCAGACCCAAAAACUGUUGCUUGAAACUCAGUUGGACAUCACAGAGUUUGACAGCCUGCUGCAACCCAUAAUAGAUACCUGCACCAAAGACGCCAUAUCUGCUGGUAAGAACUGGAUGUUCAACAACGCCAAGACUCCACAGCACUGUGAACUGAUGACAUCACAUCUUCGCAACCGCAUCACUCUUGAUGGGGCACAUUUUGAGCUCCGCCUACAUCUUAUCUAUUUAACCAAUGACGUCCUCCAUCACUGCCAGCGGAAGCAGCAGAAGGAUUUGUUGGCAGCGCUGCAGAAAGUUGUAGUUCCCAUCUACUGCACCAGCUUUCUGGCUGUAGAGGAAGAGAAGCAGCAGAAGAUCACCAGGGUAAACACCAGGCAGCAUUUUGUGUCCAUUUUCAGCAUCCUUAACUCCUUACAGAUUGCAGGG
Messenger RNA from Epinephelus moara (kelp grouper), 465 nucleotides. Its product is annotated as calcium homeostasis endoplasmic reticulum protein-like. The annotation marks the transcript as partial. The transcript has 3 exons. Lineage: Eukaryota; Metazoa; Chordata; Actinopteri; Perciformes; Serranidae. Gene Ontology annotation, biological process: intracellular calcium ion homeostasis. Gene Ontology annotation, cellular component: perinuclear region of cytoplasm. The record is from RefSeq and is a predicted model, not a curated record.